AUGGAUCAAAUGGAACAAAAUCAUGCUGCACUUAGGGUAGAUGUCGACGACAUGAAAGAAAAGAUGGACAAGAUGUUUGAGCUCAUGCAGAAUAUGGCCAACAAGCCCCAGCCUGUGGUAAACCAACCUUGGCCUACUUACGGUCUUCCUCCCGGCUACGUACCUCCAGAAGAUGAUAGCAAUGGUCCCCCUCCACCUCCAUUGGUACCUGUCGCCAUACCAGUUAUAAAUGGUGGCAACAACUCUCAAGGAGUUUCAACUGGUCCGAACGGGGACGCAUCACAUGCCACUGAGGAUGUCCAAUUAGGUUGCCCAACGCCAAACCAAGCAACUGUUGUUAUUGCUCAUUCUGAGGAUGAAUCUACACAAAAGUACAAGGUCUUGGAGGAAAGACUAAGAGCCAUUGAGGGCUUUAGCGCUUUUGGAAUUGAUGCUUUAGAUAUGUGUUUGGUGCCAGACGUGGUUGUACCACCAAAAUUCAAGACACCGGAUUUUGAAAAGUACAAGGGCCUCCAAUGCCCAAAGAUUCACCUAAAAAGGUUCUGUACCAAGAUGUCUGCACAUGUGACCAAUGAGAAGUUAAUGAUGCACGUGUUCCAAGAUAGUUUAAGUGGAGCAUCUCUAGAUUGGUAUAUGCAAUUAGAGAGAGCCCAAAUCCAAACUUGGAAAGAUUUGAUGGAAGCUUUUCUGACACAGUACAAAUACAACAUAGGUGUGGCUCCCACUCGUAUGCAAUUGCAAGGGAUGUCACAAAAGAGUGGAGAAUCAUUCAAGGAAUACGCACAAAGGUGGAGAGAGGUAGCUGCUAGAGUACAACCACCCUUGUUGGAAAAAGAACUGGUUGAUACCUUUAUGAGUAUGCUGCAAGGGGCGUACUAUGAAAAGAUGAUAGGAAGCAUUUCCUCAAAUUUUGCUGAUCUAGUCACCAUAGGGGAGCGCGUGGAAGAGGGCAUUAAGAAUGGAAAGAUUCAAGGCGUUGCUAAUUCUCAAGUUGGGGUCAAGAAGUUCUUUGGUGGUCCUCCAAAAAAGAAAGAAGGCGAAACUAAUGCUGUUUCAGAAAAUGCAUCAAAAAGGCCUCCGGCUCAGUUGCCUUACCUGCAAUAUCCUUACGUAGCAGAUGUAGCUCAAGGGCAGUAUCAACAACCAACUUAUCAUAUGCAUCCACCACAACAGCCAUUUGUGAUGCCUCCACAAAAUCAACAGCCGCAACAAAAUCAAUAUCAGCUAAGGAACCAGCUCGUGCCACGUAACAACUACGAAAAGAAGGCCCCAUGUUUUGAUCAUGUACCAGUGCCGUACGGACAAAUCCUACCUUACCUUCUUCAAAAGGGUAUGGUAGAGCCAAAACCUCUAGCCCCUAUGAUACCACCUUACCCACCUUAUUAUGAUGCAAGCGCAAAGUGUGAUUACCACGCCGGAUCACCCGGGCACAAUAUUGAAAAUUGCAAGGCUUUCAAAUACAAGGUACAAGAGCUUCUUGAUCGCAAGCUGAUAUCUUUCAAAGAAGAGAGUCCAAAUGUAAAGACCAAUCCUUUGCCGGGCCAUGCGAGUUCAUCAGUUAAUGCUAUUGAGGAAGUAGAAGAGCUGGAAUUGGUAAAGGAGGUGUCUAAGAUAAAAACCCCUUUGUCGAUGGUGAAAGAAAAGUUGAUUGGUUUUGAUCUAUUUGAAAAGCUACACUCUAGUUGUAAAGAUUGUUUGGUGAACCUUAAUAAUUGCCAAGGAAUGAAAGAAAGCCUACAAAAACUAAUGGAUCAAGGUUUGGUCCAAAUUGGUUACUCAAGGAAGAAUGCCGAUAUUUCUGUUGUAGAAUCCCAAGGCCUAGAACCUUUUGAAAUCCCUUAUCAAAGAACAAAGGUUCAAAUUUCGAUAAAGAAGAUAGACCCAGUGGUAUUUCAUGUUCCUGCACCAUUCUCCUUCAAAAGUACCAAGGAGGUACCGUGGAAUUACUUGCCCACUGUAUCUGUCGGAGGGGAACCUAUCGUUAAUGUGGAGCCUGUCAUUGACAACAUUGUUGGAAUAGGAGGAAUGACAAGAAGCGGAAGAGUUUUCUCGCCAAAUCAACCAAAUAGAAGCAUUGUGAGUGCACCUGCCGAACCCAUUAAGGGAAAAGACGUGGAAGGGCUUGGAAUGGAAGUUGGACAAUCCAAGAAAAUGGUGCCUCAAGGAGAAGCUGAAGAGUUCUUGAGAAUCAUCCGAAAGAGUGAUUACAAGAUCAUUGAUCAGCUCGGGCAAACCCCCUCGAAAAUCUCCAUGUUAUCUUUGCUAUUGAGUUCUGAGGCUCAUAGGGAUACCUUGUUGAAGAUCCUUAAUGAAGCCCAUGUAGCGAAAGACAUCACGGUGGAUCAGUUCGACGGAGUAGUUGCUAAUAUUACCACAAGCCGGUAUCUAGGAUUCAAUGAAGAUGAGUUGCCAUCUGAUAGUCGUGAUCAUAAUAAAGCCCUGCAUAUAUCGGUCAAGUGUCUAAACAACAUUUUGUCUAAAGUAUUGGUAGACACUGGUUCAUCCUUGAACGUCAUGCCCAAGACAACCCUUAACAAAUUAGCAAGUGAAGAAGCAUCAAUAAGGCCAAGCUCUCUAAUAGUGAAGGCCUUUGAUGGGUCCAAAAGAGCAGUCAUGGGAGAAGUUGAUUUACCAAUCCAUAUUGGUCCACAACUUUUCAUUAUCACCUUCCAAAUCAUGGACAUCAAUCCCGCUUAUAGUUGCUUACUUGGAAGACCUUGGAUUCAUGCUGCUGGGGCAGUCACCUCCACUCUGCAUCAAAAGCUAAAAUUCAUAGCCGACGAUAAGGUAAUUGUAGUAUCGGGACAAGAGGAUAUGAUGGUGAGCCAUCUCUCAUCCUUUCGAUACAUAGAAGCAGAUGAAGAAAUUGCUGAGGUCCCUUUUCAAGCGCUUGAAAUUGCUAGUGCUACUACCUUGCAGGAAAAGCGCAAGUCUAGCAAGAAGAGUGGGUUGACCAUGACUUCAUGGAAAGCUAUGAAAGAAGCUUUGGAAGAAGGAAUUCCAUCAGGCUGGGGCAAAGUGCCAGAAGUUUGCGAGAAGAAGGAUCGCUUUGGGCUGGGAUACCAACCAACAACAAGAGGAAUAUUGGGAGCUGCUCAAAGGAAAAUGGGCACCCUUCAAGAGACGUUCCGUAGUGCGGGAUUCAACUACGAGGGCCAUGUGGCGAUGUUGAAUGAUGAAGAAGAAGACACACCCGACUUGGUGCAUCAGUGUGCUCCAGAUGAAGUCCUCCGCAAUUGGAAAGCCUGGGAGAUUCCGGAAUCAUCCUCAUGCAGAUCCACCAAUAGACCCAUUGAAACUAACACCGCUAUGAUCCCUGUCGACUUCGAAUUUCCAAUCAACCAAGCCGAAGAAGGUGAUGAAGACGAUUCUGAGCUUCCCGAAGGGCUAGCCCGUCUCUUGGAACAAGAAGAGAAAGAGAUUCAACCGCACCAAGAACCUAUAGAAGUAAUCAACUUGGGGACUGAUGAGGAUAAGAAAGAGAUCAAGAUAGGAGCCUCUUUACAAGAAGGUGUAAAAAGAAGACUGGUCAAUCUGCUACAAGAGUACGUGGACGUGUUCGCUUGGUCAUAUCAAGAUAUGCCGGGUUUGGACACCGACAUAGUCGUACAUAAGCUACCGCUUAAACCCGAGUGUCCGCCAGUAAAGCAAAAGUUGAGAAGAACAAGGCCCGAUAUGGCUCUUAAGAUUAGAGAAGAGGUUAGAAAGCAAUUUGACGCAGGGUUUCUAGCAGUAUCCAAGUAUCCACAAUGGGUAGCUAACAUUGUGCCAGUCCCAAAGAAAGAUGGAAAAGUCCGAAUGUGUGUAGAUUAUCGAGACUUGAACCGUGCAAGCCCAAAAGAUGACUUCCCUCUACCUCACAUUGAUGUUUUAGUGGACAACACAGCUCAAUAUUCAGUUUUCUCCUUUAUGGAUGGCUUUUCGGGAUACAACCAAAUCAAGAUGGCUCCGGAAGACAUGGAGAAAACCACAUUCAUGACCCCAUGGGGAACCUUUUGUUAUAAGGUUAUGCCUUUCGGCUUGAAAAACGUCGGGGCAACGUAUCAAAGAGCAAUGGUGACUCUCUUCCAUGACAUGAUCCAUAAGGAAAUAGAGGUGUAUGUUGAUGACAUGAUCGCUAAAUCCCAAGAGGAAGAAGACCACUUGAUCCAUUUACAAAAACUUUUUGCUCGCUUAAGAAAAUUCAAGUUACGACUAAACCCCAACAAGUGCACUUUUGGGGUCAGGUCAGGGAAGUUAUUGGGAUUUAUUGUCAGUCAAAGGGGAAUUGAAGUAGAUCCCGACAAAGUCAAAGCUAUACAAAAUAUGCCUGCACCAAAGACUGAGAAAGAGGUGCGUGGAUUUUUGGGGAGAUUGAACUACAUUGCCCGGUUCAUUUCACAUCUUACUGCCACGUGUGAACCAAUCUUCAAGCUAUUAAGAAAGGAUCAAGCCAUUGAGUGGAAUGAAGACUGCCAAAGGGCAUUUGACAAGAUUAAGGAAUACUUGCAGGAACCACCAAUCUUGACACCUCCAGUUCCUGGGAGGCCCCUCCUUAUGUAUCUGACAGUACUAGAAGGGUCAAUGGGUUGUGUGCUAGGGCAGCAAGACGAAACUGGAAGGAAAGAACAUGCAAUCUACUUCCUAAGCAAGAAAUUCACAGAAUGUGAGUCGAGGUACACCGCACUCGAAAAAACCUGCUGCGCAUUAGCAUGGGCUGCCCGACGCCUAAGGCAAUACAUGUUAACCCACACCACUAUGCUGAUAUCAAAGAUGGACCCGAUAAAGUACAUCUUUGAGAAGCCAGCACUCACAGGAAAGAUUGCACGCUGGCAAAUGUUAUUAUCAGAGUACGACAUCCAAUAUGUCACUCAGAAGGCAAUUAAAGGGAGUGUGUUGGCUGAACAUCUUGCCCAUCAACCAUUGGAGGAGUACCAACCUAUACAGUUUGACUUCCCGGACGAAGACAUCAUGGUCGUGAGUGACAAAGAAGCCAUAGGGGAUGACGAAGGACCUGAACCGGGCGCUCGGUGGAAACUUGCUUUUGACGGAGCUUCAAAUGCUAUGGGGCACGGAGUUGGAGCUGUCUUAAUAUCACCAAGAAAUGGAUAUACCCCUUUCACAGCAAGGUUGUGCUUUGACUGCACGAAUAAUGUGGCGGAAUACGAAGCAUGCAUCAUGGGUCUCGAAGCAGCCAUUAAUCUGAGGAUCAAAAUUCUAGAAGUGUAUGGGGACUCAGCUUUGGUCAUUUGCCAAGUGAAAGGAGAAUGGGAAACACGACAUCCCAAAUUGAUCCCAUACCGAGCCCACGUAGUGAAACUGAUGGAAUACUUUGAUGAAAUCACAUUUCAUCAUAUUCCUAGAGAGGAAAAUCAAGUAGCAGAUGCUCUAGCCACAUUAUCAUCAAUGUACCAAGUGAGGUCCCACAAUGAAGCACCUAUCAUAAAAGUGGAGCGUAGAGAUGAACCGGUCGUAUGCACAAUAGUUGAAGAGGGACUUGAUGGGAAACCUUGGUUUCACGACAUUAAACGAUACCUCGAGAAGCAAGAAUACCCGGAAAACGCCUCAUCCAAUGACAAGAAAACCUUGAGAAGAUUGGCAUCACAGUUCUUCUUAAAUGGAGAUGUACUCUACAAGAGAAAUCAUGACAUGAUCCUACUCAGAUGUGUGGAUAAGCGUGAAGCAGAGCUUCUGAUUACGGAAAUUCAUGAGGGUUCUUUUGGAACACAUGCCAAUGGGCACGCAAUGGCAAAGAAAAUCCUAAGGGCAGGUUAUUAUUGGCUAACCAUGGAAGCCGACUGUUUUCGUUACGUCAAGACAUGCCACAAAUGCCAAAUCUAUGCCGAUAAAGUGCACGUGCCACCAACUCCUUUGAACGUCUUAACAGCGCCAUGGCCUUUCUCUAUGUGGGGAAUAGACAUGAUUGGAAUGAUCGAGCCAAAGGCCUCUAACGGACACCGAUUCAUCCUAGUUGCAAUCGAUUAUUUCACCAAAUGGGUUGAAGCAGCCUCUUAUGCAAAUGUGACAAAACAAGUGGUAGUCCGGUUCAUAAAAAAGGAGAUAAUUUGCCGCUAUGGAAUUCCCAACAAGAUUAUCACAGAUAAUGGGUCGAAUCUUAAUAACAAGACAAUGAAAGAAUUGUGCGGGGACUUCAAAAUUGAACACCAUAAUUCGUCACCUUACCGACCAAAGAUGAACGGCGCCGUAGAAGCAGCCAACAAAAACAUCAAGAAAAUCAUUCAAAAGAUGGUGAAAAACUACAAGGACUGGCACGAAAUGCUCCCUUACGCCUUGCAUGGCUAUAGAACGACGGUCCGCACUUCCACUGGGGCAACUCCUUUUUCCCUGGUAUAUGGCAUGGAGGCAGUACUUCCUAUUGAAGUGGAAAUCCCUUCAUUAAGGGUCUUAAUGGAAACCAAAUUGGAAGAAGCUGAGUGGGUUCAAACGAGGUUUGAUCAACUAAACCUCAUCGAAGAAAAGCGCCUGACGGCAUUGUGCCAUGGCCAAUUGUAUCAAAAGAGGCUCAAAAAGGCAUUUGACAAGAAGGUUCGUCCUCGAGAGUUCCACGAAGGAGAUCUAGUGUUGAAGAAGAUACUACCCAUUCAUAAGGAUCCACGUGGAAAAUGGACACCUAACUACGAAGGGCCAUAUGUUGUGAAGAAAGCUUUCUCAGGCGGAGCUUUAAUCAUCACCACCAUGGAUGGAGAAGAGCUCCCGCUUUCGGUGAACGCCGACGCAGUCAAGAAAUACUAUGCCUAAAAAAAAAAAAAAAAGAA
Messenger RNA from Trifolium pratense (red clover), 6755 nucleotides. RefSeq lists its product as uncharacterized. The record is from RefSeq and is a predicted model, not a curated record. Gene Ontology annotation, biological process: proteolysis; DNA integration. Gene Ontology annotation, molecular function: nucleic acid binding; aspartic-type endopeptidase activity; RNA-DNA hybrid ribonuclease activity. The coding region runs from base 1 to 6738 and encodes 2245 amino acids. The transcript has 2 exons. Lineage: Eukaryota; Viridiplantae; Streptophyta; Magnoliopsida; Fabales; Fabaceae.